UUUUAUCAACCACCCGUGUACGCAAAAGAAGAGUGAGCAAAAGUCGCAGCAGUAGGAGGAGGAAAGACAGCGGCUUUUCCGUCUACACGUGUACUAAUUUCUAUGUAAAUCUGUAUUCUGUACCUUUUAUGAACCAAUCUCUCUCUGUCGGAAAAGCCGGAAAGCCACUGUAAACGAGAACCAUGGGGGCAUAUCUGUCGCAACCAAAUACCACCAAGACCUCCUCCGAUGGCGGCAACAGCAACAUGAGCUUCGGCUUCUCUGCCAUGCAGGGCUGGAGGGUCUCCAUGGAGGAUGCUCACAACUGCAUUCCAGAGUUUGACGAGGACACAGCAAUGUUUUCUGUGUACGAUGGACAUGGAGGUGAAGAGGUCGCUCUGUACUGUUCAAAGUACCUUCCUGAUAUCAUCAAAGAGCAAAAGGCGUAUAAAGAUGGGAAACUACAAAAGGCACUAGAAGACGCAUUCUUGGCCAUCGACUCCAGGAUGACCACAGAGGAGGUCAUCAAGGAGCUGGUACAGAUUUCUGGGCGCCCUACUGAAGAGCCACCAGCUGAGAAGGUGGCAGAGGAGGAUGACUUGGACACAGAAGAGGCAGCUUUGCUCCACGAGGAGGCCACCAUGACCAUAGAGGAGCUGCUGGUACGCUACGGCCAGAACCUCAACGCCAUCAAAAACCUCGCAGCUCAUGGUGGGGCAGCUAAGAAGGCUCCCUGCUCAAAAGCUGAGAACUCUGGAGAGAAAGGAGAAGAUGCUGGAGGACAGAAGAAAGAAGAAGUGAAUGGAGAUGUGGGGGAGGAGGGGAGCAAUGGGAAGGUUAAGGAGGGAGCGGGAGCAUCGUGUGGGUCCAAGCUGCGAGCCUGUCGGAGAGCAACAGGAGGUGAAGGGAGCAGCUCAGGUGAAGGUGGAGAGUCAGGAAGCUCUAAUGGGGAGGAAAAGGCCGGGAAGGCUGAAGGAGACGCAGGGCCUUCCUGCUCUUCUCUGUCCUCCAAGGCUGCAGCAGACACCAAGUCCAGGUUCUUUGAUGACAGUGAAGAGUCUGAGGAAGGAGAGGAGGAGGAGGGCAGCGAUGAAGAGGAUGGCAGUGACGAGGAAGAGGGGGACAGCAGUGAAUUAGAGGAAGAGGACACAGAGGAGGGAGAAGAGGACUCUGAGGACGAAGAAGAGGGGGAGAUGUGUUUACCUGGAAUGGAAGGAAAAGAGGAGCCCGGCUCAGACAGCGGCACCACGGCUGUUGUAGCUCUGAUCCGAGGGAAGCAGCUGAUCGUAGCAAACGCUGGUGAUUCUCGCUGCGUCGUUUCUGAAAAAGGCAAAGCUGUGGACAUGUCUUAUGACCACAAGCCAGAGGACGAGCUGGAACUGGCUCGCAUCAAAAACGCUGGAGGCAAAGUGACCAUGGAUGGGCGAGUGAACGGUGGACUGAAUCUCUCCAGAGCCAUCGGUGACCACUUCUAUAAAAGGAACAAGUCUUUGCCACCGGAGGAGCAGAUGAUUUCUGCCAUGCCCGAUGUGAAAGUUCUGACUCUGAAUGAGGAUCACGACUUCAUGGUCAUUGCCUGUGAUGGCAUCUGGAAUGUAUUAAGCAGUCAGGAGGUGGUGGACUUCAUCAGUGAGAGGAUCAAACCAGACCGAGACGGUAAAGUCCGAGCCCUCUCAUCCAUAGUGGAGGAGCUGUUGGACCACUGUUUGGCGCCUGACUCAUCUGGAGACGGGACAGGAUGUGACAACAUGACUUGCAUCAUUAUCACACUCAGGCCACACCCCUCUCAGUCAGAUGGCACAAAGAAGAGGAAGCACCAGGAGGAGGAGGGGGAUAAGGCAGGAGAGACUGAGACGGGGGAGAACGAGAAAGAGAACGACAGCAAAAAGGCAAAAACUGAAUAAAGGAGGAGCAAAAGGAUCCCGGAGGGAGCAACUGGUCCCACACUACCGCCGAUCGACCAGAGACGCAUUCUGUAUAAAAACAAAAUCCUUACCUCACAAAGAUAAUCCCACCCUGAAGCAGACGUCAGAGACCAGAUAUCAGAUCAGCUGAACUCAGAUCAUCUGUAUAGAUUUUGUGUUCUUGAUGGAUUCUCACAGUGACACACCCAGUGAAGGUUAUCCCAGUUUGUCCAGCUGGAAGGAAGUCGAACACUUUUAGUUCUGAAUUAUAACGAGGCGAGCUUUCCACUCCUGCCUCGCUGCAAUUUCUGUUAUUUGUGUCUCGCGGCUGCAGGAGGAACCGGUUCAGAGAUCGCCGUGUUCGUCUCUAAACCGCCUCCCUCUUUCUGCAGCUUCGCACCAUUAGAACAUCUGUUUCCACCUGGCAGCUUCUGCUUGUUUGGGUAAAGCUUGAAGAUGGUUAGUUGUUGACGGUGUGAAACCUACAUGGCCUUCGUUCCUGUGCUCUAUAAGACGUGUUGAUGAGGGUUACGGCCAUAGGUGAAUGAAUGAGUGAGUGAACAAGCAUCAUGGUCCUGUGUAACUCAGACUAAAUGAUGCAGUGAGGAUGAGUCUGUUGCUCUGAGUGUUGGUACCGUGUUUCGGGUUCUCUGAUGUUGAGGACCAGUUGUGGGUCAUUUGGACUUUACCCAUUUGCCAAUAGAGGAGCGGAUUAUUUCUCUUAGUUUAUGUAAUUUACAUUUUCCAUUUAAUUUCCUGUCACAGUUUAGAUUAUUUUCCUCCAUCUCUGUCUCCAUUUACAUUUAUGCCUUUUUUCAUUCCUGAUUUGUCACAAUGACAUUUUGAGACUUUCUAAUGAAGAAAAUGUUGCUUGUUUUUUAUUUUUCUCACAUGAAAGAUAUGAUGGCAGGAAGAUAACCAGGACUUUCCUCCAGCCCUAUCAGCUUUCUUCUUCAGGACAUGAAUUUUAAGUGAUCAUUUUCCACUCGGCUGUCUAAUUUUCCUUGUUUUGAUAAACCAGUCCUGUUGGCAUUUUUAAGUUUUUAUUUCUUAAAGCACAUUCAGAAAACAUCUCGAUGCUGGACUGUAGACUCAAUCUGCAAAGGUCUUUUCUCAAUUUAAAGAAAGUUUAAGUCUUGGAUUUCCUUUUUGUUUUUUUGCAGAAGCCUGAAUGAAAUCAUUGACUACGUUUCUAGUGUACUUUGUCAGCGUACCCUCUUUUCUGUACAUAGGUUCUUCUCAAUACUUGUAAUAGAGGAAAAAGAAAAAGCUUUUUCUUUGUAAUUGUGAGUCAGUGUGACAUUUUGGUGCAUAAUCUUUUGACACCAGUAUGUAAGUAAAUACAAAUACAUUUUUUAAGUAA
This is a messenger RNA of Nothobranchius furzeri (turquoise killifish), 3246 nucleotides long. RefSeq names its product protein phosphatase, Mg2+/Mn2+ dependent, 1G (gene ppm1g). Gene Ontology annotation, biological process: protein dephosphorylation. NCBI's taxonomy places the organism in Eukaryota, Metazoa, Chordata, Actinopteri, Cyprinodontiformes, Nothobranchiidae. Gene Ontology annotation, cellular component: nucleoplasm. Gene Ontology annotation, molecular function: cation binding; protein serine/threonine phosphatase activity. The record is from RefSeq and is a predicted model, not a curated record.